AUGAGACUCGUCACUUUCCCUGGACAAGGCUCCCCAGUUCUGACUCAAGUUCUUAAAAAGUAUAUAGCGCAGCGUAGCCCCGCAAUUCUUGCAUCGAAAGAUGCACGUCUUGCAAUGGGUCUUAUGGAACGAAGCCCUGCAGACCCUGCGUCCAUCGCAGCGUGCUCUUUUUUGCUGUACCAGCUGCUGCCAGCCGAUAAGACCAACCAGGUCUUCCUGGGCCAUUCAUUGGGGGAAUUGUCGUGCUUGGCGGCUGGGAACAGGCUUUUCAGCCUUACUCAAACUAUGCAAGUCGCGACCUACCGCAAUAAGCUAAUGAUAGAGGCUGCAGGAGGUCAGGAAUAUGGCUUGUGGGCCCUAUCAGCGCCUAAGGCGCUUGACUUGGCUCGGGACGUAAAAAGGUUGUUGCCAGCCGCGACGACUGGCACGUCCCUAGCGUUGGCGAAUGUCAAUACUCUUCAGCAGUGUGUUGUUACAGGCUCACCCGCCGAUUUUGCUCCGUGGGAAAGCGAACUACGCCGACACAUAGGCCGUUGCAGAAUCAAAAGUUUGGAAAACCCUUACGGAAUCCCCUUCCACAACCAUCACGUCCUGGCAAAAAUCCGGGAGCCCUUAUUAGACUUCAUGUGGCAAAACCUAAAAUCGCAAGGAACCAACACUCAAGAUAAACUGGAUUAUCCAAUAAUUUCCAACUUAACGGGUCAACUAGUUUGUGCGGUGCCUGAGGCACUUGAAAAUUUUGCUCGCAGCAGUUGCAACGUUGUAGAGUUUGUCAAAUGUUGCGAAAGCGUUAAUUUACUUAACCUUCACGAGGCAAUUAAUGUCGGACCUGGAGCUGUCAUCAGUAAGCUGGUAAUCAAGAAUUGUCAUACAAUCUCGAAUAAUCUGGAAUGGAAUGAAUACAUGGGCGAUGCACAAACUAGUAGCAUCAAAGCGGAAUGA
Messenger RNA from Lachancea nothofagi CBS 11611, 942 nucleotides. Lineage: Eukaryota; Fungi; Ascomycota; Saccharomycetes; Saccharomycetales; Saccharomycetaceae. The record is from the annotation of a GenBank genome assembly.